This is a messenger RNA of Carcharodon carcharias (great white shark), 2920 nucleotides long. It is a transcript of the gene cep83, whose product is annotated as centrosomal protein 83. The record is from RefSeq and is a predicted model, not a curated record. Lineage: Eukaryota; Metazoa; Chordata; Chondrichthyes; Lamniformes; Lamnidae. The transcript is spliced from 16 exons. Gene Ontology annotation, cellular component: centrosome. The coding region runs from base 244 to 2289 and encodes 681 amino acids.
GGGGUGGAGCUUGGAGCCACGGCUUUGUGACUGAGGGUGAGAGUCACAGAUCCGUGUCUGCUCCCUGUUAAAUGCAGCCUCCUCCCCACCCGCUCUCCCGGGCUCUGUGCGGCUCGGAGCCUGAGGGCGGGGAACGAGCGGCCCUGGGUCUGUGAGGAAAUAGCAGCGGCUUCUCAAUGAGUGAGAGGCCGGAGCGGCCCGAACUGGGGCCCUGAUGAUGAGCGCGGCCUGAGUUGAUUUCAGAUGAUUUCAGGAAGAGAGGAAUCCCAUGCACUUGGAGAACGUUCUUUAGGAAGGAAUUCUUCAUAUCCUGGUUUGUUGGCACAGACUCCUGGUCACCUGCAUUCUGCAAUGGAGGCUUUGCCUAUUCAUCCAUCUUCGCUAAAUGCAGGAGCAGGUCUUUGUGGGACUGAUACAGAGCUGCAGAAAAUGUUAAUUGAUGAGCGAAUGAGAUGUGAACAUCACAAAACCAACUAUCAGACACUGAAGGUUGAACACACAAGGUUGCAGGAUGAAUACACAAAAGCUCAGCAUGAAUUAAAACGGCUACACAUGGAUAAACAAAGCACCCAGGAGAAAUUCCAACUUCUGCUAGCUGAAAUGCAUGGGGAAUUAUUAGACAAAACAAGGGAGCAAGAAGAACUGAAAAUGCAGGUAUUAACACCCCAAAAGCUGGAGCUACUAAAAGCACAAAUCCAACAAGAGCUGGAGGCACCUAUGAGAGAACGCUUCAGGACACAAGAGGAGGAAACUGAAAAGUACAGAGCAGAAUACAAUAAGUUGCGUUACGAAUACACUUUCCUAAAAUCAGAACUCGAGCAUCAAAAGGAAGAGCACGAGCGACUCAUGGAUGAGAAAGUGAUCCGAUUUGAAGCUGAGACACACGAGGCCAAACCCCUACCCAAAUAUUGCAUCAGUGACGUGAGGCUGGUGGGCAGGAGCCAAGGACGUGCAGGAAUGGUGGCUGGCAGUCAGGUUGCUAGACUGGAAGCAGACAAAGAGGCUCUACAUGACCAGAUAAUGAGUAUUGAUCCCACUAGAGAUAGUAAACGUGUGGAAGCACUCUUGAGGGAAAAGGCUCAACUCUGUCAGAAGGUCAAGAGCCUGGAGGCUGAGGUUGCAGAGCUGCGGGCUGAGAGAGAGAAUUCUGGCAUGCAAGCUGAAAAUGUACAGCGAAUUCAAGUGCGACAGUUAGUUGAAAGCCAAACUGUCAUUAAAUCUUUGGAGGCAGAGAAGCAGUCGAUUAAACUACAGCAGGAACGUUUGGAGAAGGAACUGCAGCUAGUUCUUGAACAGAAUACUCAACUGACCAGCAAGUUGUACAAGGCAGAACGAGAGGUUAAUGCUUUGUCCAGUAAACUUGAAGAAUGCAAACAUUCUUAUAAACUGGAAGUUACAAACAUCAAACUAGAAGCAGCGAGAACCAAAGGGGAAGUUGAGAGAGAGAGAGAUAACAUGCAAAGUCAAAUAAAUGGGUUGCAAUCAGAUAUUGAGAUUCUUAAGGCCAAUAUUGAAAGACACAAAGAGCUCUUGACAGAAAAGGAAAGAGAGCUAAUUCGGAAAGUUCAGGCAGCUAAAGAGGAAGAUUUCCAGAAACUUACAGCACUCCAAGAUGAAAAGUUAGAGCUGGAGAAUAAAGUUGCUGACCUAGAAAGACUGAAGGCUGAGCAGGACAUAACAUUUCAUGCUGAACAAGAGCAUAUGGAAGAGAAGCUGAAAGCCGUACAGUUAGUAGAAGAGGCAUCCAAGCGGGAGAUCCAGAACCUCAGGCUGGUGGAAGACAGACGCAUAGAGUGGGCGGAAGAGAAACAUAAGUUGCAGAAUCGUAAUGGAGAACUGGAGGAAAAGUACUGCCAGGCCAAAGACCGUCUGCAGCGUGCUGCUUUAGCUCAGAAGAAGAGGAAAAUACUAAAUGAAAGUAAACAGAAAAGAUUGCAGGAAAAAGUACAACUGCUGGAGGCAAAGAAAGAAGAACUAGAAAUUGAGAAACACACAUACAAACAAAAUGUUCCCUAUGAAAAUCAUGCGAGGCUUCAGAAAAGAUUAAAGGAUUUACAGCGUAGACAUAACGAAUUUCGAAGACUCAUUUUGGGACCAAAUUUUUCAGCUGCUGGCCUGUGUAAUACAACCAAUUUUCUAUCAUCUACCUUGGUGCAAGGCACAGAAGCAACAUUUGUAAAUAUUCAGGAAGAACAGCACCAAAGAGAGCUGUGUCUGCUCCGCAAGCGAUUAGAGGAACUCGAGACUAAUCAGAAGCAGCAGUUACAGGAACUUGGUGCUCUCGAUUGAUCUGAUGUUCAUGGAGAAAAGUAAAGUGGAUAAAUGAGUAUUAUGGAAUUUCUACAGAAGACCAGAUACAAUUUUAUUGUACAAAAGCAUUGCAAAUGCAAGAAUGUUCUCUAUUUGUCUGUGGUGAUGUGUGUGACUGUUCUGGAUGCAUUUUAAAAAUAACUUUCAGAUGCUUUGCCAGCUUUCUUUAUUUUUUUACAACUACUGAAUUAUGUUGUGGUAUGUCUGUAAAUAUUUGCAUUAAUUAAGCUGCAUGCACAGACUCUAGGGUCUGUGUUCUGUGUUUAAUAUGUAUUGGCACACAGCGUAGAAAGCCCUUGCCAAGAACAGGAGCAGCAGUGGUAUUGAGUCGUUAUACUCUCCUUGCAUUUUUUGAUACAUAAUUGUUCCAAAUUUGACACUUUAAUAUGUCUAAUUUAUUAUGAACUUAUGUCAAAUAAUUUUUUAACAUGUUUGUCAUUCAUGAUUUUAAUUUGGCCUUUUUUAAAAUAAAUUAUUUCUAAUUCUCUGAUAACUAUUUUUGUACAAUUCAAAUAUUUAAUUACUUGAAAUGACUAUACAUUGACUUUGGAACAAACACUUGUUGAUCAUUGAUAUUUCAAUACUUGUCAAAUAAACACUUUGUAUUGUA